Molecule: messenger RNA, 2696 nt
Organism: Thunnus maccoyii (southern bluefin tuna)
Lineage: Eukaryota; Metazoa; Chordata; Actinopteri; Scombriformes; Scombridae
Product: LHFPL tetraspan subfamily member 2a protein
Exons: 3
Coding region: 1414-2091 (225 amino acids)
Cellular component (GO): membrane
Source: RefSeq, a predicted model, not a curated record
CCUCUUUCCAUCCAAUUCACAACACCAGGGUGAGGAUGAGUCACCAGGGUUUAUUGGAAACAAGUCAAAGGAGAAAAGGAGAAGGUUUUAUUAGGUUUGGAGAUACAAGCAGCUGCGUUGAAUGGAACUUUUUUUUUUUUUUCUCAAAUGACCUAACUUCCAUUCAGACUGAUAAGAAAGGCCUCUUCCUCGGGCUUUCCACGCUGCGUUCACGCUGCCUGGCCUAUCAGCUUCUCUUCCUGUUUGAGUCAGCCCCCUUUUUCCGUCUUCAUAUGGAACUCAUUUGUUUCUCUGCUGUGUGAGUGAACACAAAAGUCUGACAAACACUGUAGCUGACUGCAGUGUUGGCUUGAAUGCAUGCAUGCAUGCAGUGCUGCUGUAAGCAAUCCUGGGACACAUUGCUCCCAUCAGCCAGAAAGGCAUUACUCAGACGGUGAACCAUCUGCUGUAUCAGUCAGUUAACUGCAACUAUCUAAUCUGGCAGUUAGAUGUUUGUUGUUCAUUGAAUGAAGGAUGUAACAGGAUCUGUGUGCUUUGUGGCUGAUGUAUUGGUGAUCAGGGGCAGCAAGCAGAUAAGUUUUGUGUGCGAGUUCUCUUUGCGCUGAGUGAAAAUGCAAUUCUCAUUUAGGCUGAUAAUAAGAUGUUGGCCUUGGCUGAUUGAAAGGGUGCAGAGAGCAAUGAAAACAGAGCGAAGAGGUGAGAGAAACUGAGACAGAGAGAGAGAGAGAAAGAGAGAGAGAAAGAGGAGAGACCCUCUGCAGCUCCAGCUCUUGUUAUUUUAACCCAGAUUCAGCACUGAAAUAUGGCCACCAUGUGGACCCUCUCAAGAAGUGUGGCUCCAAUGUCGGCCCAGCCAAUCAGAGGAGACGUAGCAGCCCGGGAGGAGGGACAUGGGGAAGGGUUUUCAGGAGCCGGAGUCUGAGAGAGGCAUUAAAAGUGUGUGAGCGGAGGAGGAGAGUCAGGGCACUGAAGCCACAUCUCCAGGAGAGCUGCUGGACUAUCCACAGACCGAUGGAGACAGGUGUGUCUGAUGUGACGCCAGCAGGCUGGCUAAGGGAACACAACUUCAAUACGAUGUAGACACCAAGAAACAGACAGAAUCAGAGUCUGAAGACCGAGCUGACAGACGGAGGGUGAGUUCAAGGAGGAGGAACAACAACUGUGCCAAAACAACACCGGCGGAAGAUAAGAAGUAAAAGAGAAAGAGAGAGUGAGAAGGAGCAGACUGUGAAUCAUUGACGUGAACCUUUUGUGUACAGCGUUUUCACCUACUUCCACCUUCCUGUGAAGUGUUCACUCGCUCUCACAUCUCCACCGGAGAAGGAUCACAACCUCGGCUCCACACCGAUCCACCUCUUCACCUCUCAACGGCGUUGAAAGUCUGAACAGAGGGACACUCCAGCCACCGUCAGCAUGUGCCAUGUCAUUGUCACCUGCCGCUCCAUGCUGUGGACUCUGCUGAGUAUUGUGGCCGCGUUCGGAGAGCUCAUCGCCUUCAUGAGCACUGACUGGCUGGUGGGAUUCCCCCGCACACCUGAUGCCGUUUUCGGCCCCCAUGGGGCCACCACAGCCGGGGAGGCCUACAGGCCCACAUUAGGCAUCUACGGCCGCUGUAUAAAACUGCCCCACCUGCAGCGUGGAAUACUGUGCGGACCGUACGCGAUACACUUUGGGGAGAUUGCCAGCGGGUUCUGGCAGGCUACUUCUAUCUUCCUGGCGGCGGGGAUCCUGCUGCUCUGCGCCGUGGCGUUCAUCUCGGUGUUCACCAUGUGCUUCCAAAGCAUCAUGAAGAAGAGCAUCUUCAACGUGUGUGGACUGCUGCAAGGGAUCGCAGGUCUGUUUCUGAUCCUGGGUCUGAUGUUGUACCCCGCUGGCUGGGGUUCAGACAAGGUCCAGCUGUACUGCGGCCCCGACGCGGCUCCGUACCGAGCCGGGCUCUGCUCCAUGGGCUGGGCCUUCUACACGGCCAUGGGCGGCACCGUGCUCACCUUCAUCUGCGCCGUCUUCUCCGCGCAGGCCGAGAUCGCCACCUCCAGCGACAAGGUCCAGGAGGAGAUCGAGGAGGGCAAGAGCCUGAUCUGCCUCCUCUGAGCCUCAGAUACUUUUGGUCCUGUGCCGAAAACAGAGGAAGAAGAAGAAGAAGAAGAAGAGAGAGCGAGAGAGACAGGCCAAUAAUGAUCAACACCUGCCUGUCUGCAUUUUCUCAUAAGGCCGGCCUGUGAAAGAGAGGCGCCUGCAUUGUUUACCACUAAGACUGACUCUUAAUUUUGUCUUCGUUUUGUGUUCAUGUGGGAAAAAUCUACAAGUGCCAAGUUUUUUUCUCAGUGUGUGUCUCCGUCUUUCUGCCACUAGAGGUGCUGUGUCUGUUAUUGUAUUCGUGUAAAGCGUGCGGACGGGCCCGGCGAGGCUUCGUCCGUCACCACAUGUCCUGUAAAUAAGUGUGAUUAUAUAUAUAUUGUACAUAGUUAUGAUCGCAGAUUGAUGGUCAGCUUGAUCCAGGCUGGGCUGAUGAUGUCACUCUUGCCUUAAAAAAAACAAAAAAAAAACACUGGUGUUUUUGUCACCAGACCACGACCAGCAAACCUGGAUCUUUUUUUUUUUUUUUUAAUCUGUUUGCUACGUGUGAGUAUUAACUCAACAAGGGAACCACUACUCAGUCAGAAUAAACUACUCACAGAAUAAACAGCCUCAGCUCA